AUGGCGAGAAGAGCUUCUUCUUCUUCUUCUUCAGGGCAAUACAUUGAGGAUGCACUCUCUUGCACCAACACCCAAUUUGCAUUAUCGUAUUCGGAUCCAGCACAAAAAUGGAUAAUCCGACAACACCUUAUGUCCCUCUUUCAAGAUUUCCCUUCUUUCAAGCCCUCCAUAGAUACCUUCACCCACAACGACGGCACCACCGUCAACCUUCUCAAAGCCAACGGCGAGCUCCGCCUUUCCUCCUCCUCCUCCUCCGCCGCCGCCGUCGUCCCUUCAAUUUUUCUGACCAUUUGGAUCAACGAAAACUACCCUUCCAUGGCCCCUCUGGUGUACGUUUCCCCAUCCAAUUCUUCUUCUUUUUCAGAUUACCCUGAAUCCGAUCAUCCGUUUGUUGACUCUUCCGGGGCUACAAUUUCAUCUUACCUUUCGAAUUGGAACCCGGGUUGCAAUCUCUCUGAACUUGUACGGAACUUGGUCAAACUAUUUUCCAGUUUCCAUCCUUUCUGUUAUUCCCCUCCUUCAUGGAUUAAUAAUACUAAUGGAGAUAUUCGUCCUUCGUUUAUGUCGAAAAGGGAGGCGAUUGAUCGACUUGCUUGCUCUCUGCACUUUGAUUUACUGGCUUUAAGCUCAAGAACAGAGGACGAGAUAUGGGAAUUAUCUGUUAUCCAAUCCGAGAUUGAAAGGCGAGGUGAUGUGGCAACGAGUAUUUUGAUUGGACUGGAAGAAGAACACGAUGGAUUGAAGGAAAGAGUGAAGAAAAUGACUGAAGAAGCGGAUGUUCUGUUGAAUUGGUUGAAAGUUCACACUAUUAGUAGAGUUUUCGGGGCAGCGGAUCGUGGUUAUAUUGAUGAUGCAUUUGAAGGUGUGGACCAGAAGUCUAAAUUGGCUAUGGAAUGUGUAGCAGCUGAUCAAGCAACGGAGGAUUUAAUGUAUGUUUUGGAUAAAGCAGUGGAGGUGGGGAUUUUUGGAAGUUUUGAUGCCUACAUGAAACAGGUUAGGAUUUUGGCUAGAGCCCAGUUUAGUUACAAGUAUCAACUGCUGAAACUGCGUCAAAAUUCCAGAUAA
Oldenlandia corymbosa var. corymbosa is the source of this 1065-nucleotide messenger RNA. NCBI's taxonomy places the organism in Eukaryota, Viridiplantae, Streptophyta, Magnoliopsida, Gentianales, Rubiaceae. The record is from the annotation of a GenBank genome assembly.